Molecule: messenger RNA, 2654 nt
Organism: Heterocephalus glaber (naked mole-rat)
Lineage: Eukaryota; Metazoa; Chordata; Mammalia; Rodentia; Bathyergidae
Product: DNA-dependent metalloprotease SPRTN-like
Biological process (GO): DNA repair
Cellular component (GO): nucleus
Molecular function (GO): polyubiquitin modification-dependent protein binding; metalloendopeptidase activity; single-stranded DNA binding
Source: RefSeq, a predicted model, not a curated record
GAACUAGGAGCCGGCUGGGAUCUGCGCCUAGCCGGAGCGUGACGUGGGGCGUGAGACUAUCAGUGAGGAAUAAAGGCGGUAGCCGGUUUUAUGGGACUCUACUCGGCCACUGCCUGCGGUCGGCGUUGUGCUACUUUUAGCUGCGAAGACCCCGCAUCCUAGUGCUGAUGUUCCGGACGAGCCCGCGCUCGCCCUGAAGUGGGGCCGAGGUCUCUUGAAGCCGGUGUAGUCGAGGGUGUGAAGGGAACUGGCAGCGCGAUGGAUGAGGGCGCGAUGGAUGAGGACCCGAUGGUCGCGCUGCGGGCGCAGGAAGAGUGGGAUGCGAGGGCCGCCAAGCGCGCAGCGCGGGAGACCCUGUCGCUGGUGGACCCGUCCUGGGAACUGGUGGACCCCACCCCGAACCUGCAGGACCUAUUCGUGCAGCUCAAUGACAGCUUUUUCCGGGGCCGGCUGGAGGCCGUGGAGGUAAAGUGGAGCCUGCGCAUGACGCUGUGUGCUGGGAUUUGCAGCUAUGAGGGCAGUGGCGGAAUGUGUUCCAUCCGUAUCAGUGAACCCCUUUUAAAGUUCAGACCAAGAAAAGAUCUUGUAGAGACUCUCUUGCAUGAAAUGAUACAUGCCUAUUUAUUUAUCACUAAUAAUGAUAAAGACCGGGAAGGACAUGGUCCAGAGUUUUGUAAGCAUAUGCAUCGAAUCAAUCGCCUGACUGGAGCCAAUAUUACGGUACACCGCACAUUUCACAGUGAGGUGGAAGAGUACCGCCGACACUGGUGGCGCUGCAAUGGGCCAUGUCAGCACAAACCCCCAUGUUACGGCUAUGUGAAACGUGCCACCAACAGGGCACCCUCUGCACAUGACUCCUGGUGGGCUGAGCACCAGAAAGCCUGUGGAGGCACUUACAUAAAAAUCAAGGAACCAGAAAAUUACUCCAAAAAAGGAAAAGGAAAGACAAAGCAGCCUGUAUCAACAGUGGAGAAUAAAGACAAGCCCAAUAGAAGUGAGGCUCGACCGCUAAUCCCUUUCAGUGGCAAAGGGUAUGUUCUGGAAGAGGUGAGGAAUCCAUCUUCAUCUGGGAAAGCGAUUGCCUCACGUGCCAUCAAUGAAUCCCAAGAUCUUUUAAGUCAGGACAAUUCAGCAGGUGCUAUAAGACCUGAUUCUACCACCGAGGUGAAAUUCAAACAGAAUGGUUCAAGUGAAAAUUCUCCUCAUCAAGUCCCUCCUGUACACCAAAGUGUCCUAAGCACCUACUUUCCCAGAGUCUUGGUUGUCAACCUAAAGGCUUUCAGAAGUGUGAACGGAUCCCAAUUGAAAAAUGGAACCAUUGGUGACAUCACUAAACACUCAGUCUCUUCUAGUUCUCGAAGGAAGGUUCCAUCUUCUAAGACAUCCCUGAGAAAUCCCUCCCAAGUGAUGGCCUCAGCAUCUGUAACUGCAUCCCAGUAUGGACAUGGGUCCAAAGACAAGUUCCCAGGCAAACGACCCAGGCUAGAAGACAAAAGCAUUUUUGACACCUUUACGAAGAAAGAACAACUACAAAGUGAUAGGAGGAGACUUCCCUGUGCUUGCCUUUUUCUGGCCAGUGCCCACCAUGCUCACCGUCCCCAAGAGCACAACUAUUUUCAUCUGUUACCAAAGGUUAGUUUUAGCCUAUUUUUCAAGCUUUAUAAAGUAUCUUUGUUGGUGUAUGUAGCAGUUCAUUUUCAUUGCUCUGUAGUAUUUGUGUGAAUAUAGAAUGGUUUAUCCAUUGUAAGAUUAAUGAUCGUUUAACUUGUUCUCAGUUCGGGGCUGUUAGAAAUAAUGCUGCUAAGAACAUCCCCUAGUCCUGUUGGGAAUACACACAGGUUGGCUUGCUGGGUCACAGGGUGUUUCUAUGUAGCCUUAGUAAAUACUGCUAGUUUACACUCAUCCUAGCAGUGUGUGAGCAUUUCCAGUUGUUCAGCAUUCUUAACAUUGUUUUUACCCUGUCUUAAUUGGAUGAAGUUUUGAUAUUAAAGCAUAAAGUUAAAAAAAAAUAGUAUAUAGAUAAAUGACUAUUAAAAUAUGUGUUUUUUAAAUAUAUACUGUUAACAUUCAUCAGUUUAACAAGUGCAAUAAAGUAUAUUUUUAGUAAAACCAAAAAAAAAAGUAUAUGCAUGUCACUUUACCAUAUAAACUACCAAUCUCCUUCUAAUAUAGAUGUGCUGUUCACAUUAAUAAAGUCACAAAUAUUAAACAUAUUUUACUUCUUGAACAGAACUGAACCUCAUUUUUAUAAUGUUUGAACACAUACCUAUAUGUGUAUCAAAUUAUAACUUUCAGAUUGUCUAGAUAUUUCAGUUAAAUAACUAUGUCUGAAAUCCCUCAUAUUUCCCUUUACAUCAAAAGGUCUCUAAUAAACUAAAGUUAGGUUGAUCUGCAAAUGUUACAAAACAAUCAUUACAGAUUGUACCCUGAAAAGUAAUCGAAUAACAUUCUACAUUUUGGAGUUCUCUAGUAGAGAGAGAGUGUUUAGCAGCAAUGAAAAUGAUGUAUUUGUUUGGGUGCAGCAUUUGAUGGUGUUAAGAAAAUGGCAGAAUGGCAGAUGCUGUACAAACUGUCUUCUUUCUCUCUACAUCAUUUCACAUCCCCCACCAAUUCUAAUAAAAAGACUUAUUAAAGAGUUGGGUGCUUUGUUAUAU